AUGGAUGGAGAGCGUAGUCGGAAUAAAGAGCGUCUCGAGGCCAGUUUGACAUGGCUGUGUGAGCUGGAAAUGUUAAAGCAGCGGCAGGAGAGUCUGAUCAUAGGCGCAUUGUCUCUCGGGGACAUUGUGCCUGGAUGCCCGGCGUGGGGUGAUGUCGGUCCUGCCCGCAGCAGCAGAGAGCAGGAGCAGCUGACUUUAAGACGACAACUGAAUCGGCUACAGGGUGCCCCCAGCCUGCUAAUGCUGGCACUGCAACAGCAGCUCGGUGAGUUGAUUGUGGAUACAGGACUCGCAUGUGAGCAGAAUACAGAGGAGGAUUUGGACAGUCCCAGUGCAUCUAGUUCAGGGUUUUACGACCAGAGUGAGAGUCUGUCUCCACCACUGCAUACCUGUUCCACACCAAACCUUGCUGUCUCCUUUCACAGGCCCAGAUCAAUGGAUGCCUACAUGCUGGACUGGGAGGCUCAUAUGAAGUCCCCAAUACAUGCCACCCUCCCUCGCUCAUUUUCUGCCCCAUACCCCACUCUAGAGGGUAUUGCUGAGGGAACAGAGGAAGAGGAGGAUGAAGAAAGCCAUCAGUGGACUACAGAUCAGAUGGUGGAAGUAGGGUCAAUGUCUAAUGGUAAUGGAAGACUUAUGCCUAUGAUUAGCAUCACUACUGAUGCUGAGGCAGAUCCUACAGAGAAGAUAGAAGACUGCCCAAUGGCAAAAGACAUCCAGCAGGCCAUGCAUACGGAGACGUACAUCCUGGGUCUCCUGCAGCGUCAAAACCUCAGAUCUACACCAGAACUGGACUCUGAUCCCAAUCAGUGGCAAAACUUACACACAUACCCACCCAGUUACCCUAACUAUCCAGACCUUCCACUUGAUCAACCAGAAUGGCAGAAUUGGGAAGAUCUCUUAGAGAAAGAGAAUGAGAGGGAGGCUCAUGAGGAAUAUUACAGGAACCUUACUAAUGUCCAAAUUGGACCAACUUUCAUGAGCAGUGAGGGGCCAGAAUGCUCCUUAGAAAUGGAUCAAGAUAGAGUUGCAGAAGUACUCACCAGCAACGUUGAGUUGGACUCCCCUCUGCAUCAACGUAAUUACCUUGAACACAAACCUACAAAGCCACAAUACAUUCACACCUGCUGCAAUCAUACCUGCACAUCUAUGUCAUCAACUCCAGAGUCUCGUGAGCAACACCAGUCCCUCACUUCUCAAGAGUGGACUCUUCUUCGGCCCUUAUUCAGAAGGGGUUCAGAAGAAAGUUGGACAUCCGCAGGACAUGAACACACCAAGACAACCACCCACUCUCGGUCAGAAAACAGUGACCUCUCUCGAGGAAGGGCCGCCCAACCUGAGCACAAAUACUUUACAGUGGGACGAGACAUGGGCAGUCACCGCAGUAACGACUUUUACCCAUCGAGUCAGCGCCUCUGGUGCUCCUCGUCAGAUCUCAGUCAAGAGGAGGAGGAGGGAAUAUCUAGAGAGAAGGCUUGUGAGCUCAAACAUAAUUGUUUACCUGUUCACAGCCUCAAACAUGCCUGUAUUAAGUUCAAGGAGCAGGACCAUAGGUUUGGGAAGGGGUUGGAGGCAGGUAUUGCACCAACCAAUGGUUCAAACUCCAGUCUAAGUGAAACUUUCUCCCCAGGGACCAGUUCGGUGUCUAGUGACUCAGAUGAGAGUGGAGGGCUGGUCUGGCCACAGCAGUUGCCCCCUUUUUUGCCUCCUCCCUCCUCACAGAACCCCUCCAAUGCUGUGGUCAAGAUUAAAGCCUCGCAUGCACUCAAAAAGAAGAUCAUGCGUUUUCGCUCAGGCUCGCUCAAACUUAUGACCACUGUCUGAGUCUGGCAACCCCAUAUACUGUAGAUCAGGUUUAAGAAAAUCUCUGCCCUUUUCUUGGCACAUGCUGAAAUGUUUUGGAUACAUUUUUUUACAGUUUUAGAAGAGUGCUCGAUCUUAUUUGAAGGAUAAGUUAAAGUUGUAUACCACCAUUCAUCAAAAACUUUGGUGUUAGCAUUUGUUCACAUCAUUAUGUUACUUUAAGUUAUGAUUUGUAGCCCAACCUCAA
Molecule: messenger RNA, 2050 nt
Organism: Xyrauchen texanus (razorback sucker)
Lineage: Eukaryota; Metazoa; Chordata; Actinopteri; Cypriniformes; Catostomidae
Product: dapper homolog 3-like
Exons: 4
Coding region: 1-1824 (607 amino acids)
Biological process (GO): negative regulation of canonical Wnt signaling pathway
Cellular component (GO): cytoplasm
Source: RefSeq, a predicted model, not a curated record